Hypoxylon trugodes is the source of this 2832-nucleotide messenger RNA. RefSeq names its product glycosyltransferase family 2 protein. The transcript has 4 exons. Gene Ontology annotation, cellular component: cell septum; cell periphery. Bases 312 to 2627 code for a protein of 771 amino acids. NCBI's taxonomy places the organism in Eukaryota, Fungi, Ascomycota, Sordariomycetes, Xylariales, Hypoxylaceae. The record is from RefSeq and is a predicted model, not a curated record. Gene Ontology annotation, molecular function: chitin synthase activity.
AAGACUCAGUUAUAUCCCGAGCUCUCCCCCUUCCUUUGAGAAACUUCACUAGUCAGUCAUUAGAGUCAAACUAGUAAUGUUUGAGUCCUCUCGCCGUCAAAAUUUUUUUUUUGUUCUAUGAGCUACCAUCUGUUUUCUUUUUUUCCUUCGCGUCGCGCUGCUCUCAAAAAUCACGUCUGGAAUCACGCCUAGAACCACGUCUAGAUCCUGCGAUCGUAAGGUCUAGAUUGUUUCUCACCAGCAAGCUCCUGGCUUCUAGUGCUAGAUCUCUACCAUUAUACCGAGGCGUCUAGGUCGACAAUACAUACGCCAUGGCAGUGUUCAGUCAGCCUGCAAGGCAGGAGGGAAAUGGACAUCUGGACGCCAGAGAAGAUAGACGUUCAUUUGGAGAAGAUCCCUUUUCAGAUAGGUCUAGACGCAACUCCGGAUCUUUUAGCUCGACCAGAUCGUCUCAAUCAUCGUCCCAUUAUGGCACGCCUGGAGUCACUCCCGGAGCUGCUCCCGGGAUGGUUCACUUUCCCCAAGCGAUUUACACCGUGCCGGGACAGGCCAUUAGCACCGAUGUUGCGACAGAAAUACAGCCGCCACCACGUUCCCGUCGACGUAGUAUAGCCCCCGAGCACCUUCCUGUCGUGACGGCGCCAGCGGGACCACGGACCGUGUCUUUGACUUCCGGGUCGUCCGUGUCGACUCCGUCCGAUGUACAGCGACGAGCGACUCUCGCUAGUCUACCACCUCUUACUGUCAACGCGACAUCUUCGGCUAUAGCUGCCGAGGCUACAGAUCCCGUUCUAAUAAAGAAGGGUAAAAGGAAGGUCGCCAUACACAAGUACCUGGCAAUAGCUUUCAUAUUUUCCGUGAACUUCAUGUUGAUCUUCGCCAGUUGGUGGUGGCCUAAGUUCUACUUUAUCUACCUUCCACUCAUCUCUUUGCCUCUUGUCCUGAAUUGUAUCAUGAUUUUCGACAUCAUAGUUUGGUCACUGAAGAACCUGGUAUUCAAGCCGAAAAAGACCCCGCCUCCAACACCAGAGGAAAUGGUACUACUCAUGCCAUGCUAUAACGAAACGUUCGAAGAAUGUUCUAGGUCGCUUGAUUCACUAGUCAAUCAAGUCAAUAUUUCGCAUCAUAAACAAGCCAUUAUGGUUGUUUGCGACGGCAAGGUACGGGGGCCCGGAAUGGAAAAAACUACAGGCGAUUACCUCAACCAGGAUAUAUUCGUCGAACAAAUUGAACGCAAAAUGAUUCGUGCAGCAUACGUCGCGUGGGACGGUCAAUCUAUGGAUGUCGAAGUCACUAGAGGAAUAUACAAGGGCGUACCUUAUUUUUGCAUCGUCAAACAGCAAAACCAGGGUAAACGGGAUAGUUUGAUCGUCGCUCGCUCGUUCGUCUACAAUUUCAACGUGCGUCACAGCCAGCCUAAAGUCAUUUUCAACCCCGACUUCUUCAAGGCCAUGACGGACUUCCUAGUUAAGGAUGCGGGCAUCAAACACGUCGAAUUUUUAAUUGGGAUGGACGCAGAUACGGUGUUCGCGCACGAUUGCAUUAGCCAUCUGGUCACGGAAGCGCAUUAUCCCAAUACCGUUGGUGUUUGUGGUUAUGUUGCCGUUGACUUCUCUACCCACAAGUGGAAUAUGUGGUCCAUUUACCAAUCGGCCGAAUAUACCAUCGCCCAAGGUCUCCGACGGCUCCACCAGAGUCUCUGUACAAAAAAGGUUUCUUGUCUUCCAGGAUGUUGCCAAUUGCUGCGCGUUUGCGAGGAGACAUGCGGUGACUUCAUUCUCAUCCAGGAAUUCGGCUAUCAUCCUAAGCCUACGGAUGGUAUCAUCAAACGUAUCCGUGCCACUGCAUCUGAGGACCGCAACCAUGUCUGUUUAAUGCUUAUGACGUUUCCAAAAGCACGUACCCGCCAAGCGCUCAGAGCGUAUGCUUUUACCGACGUGCCGCAUUCUCUAUCGGUUUUUCUUAGCCAGCGUCGGCGCUGGACACUUGGAGCGACAGGGAACGAUUUAAUGUUAUUUAUUGAAUCAUCGAUUCGGUUCAAUCUAUGGGAGCGAAUUGUGGCAUUUUGUAAUUGUCUUACUUGGCUCCUUAAUUUCUUCGUCAUUGCCAGUUUGGCUUGUAUGAUCUACGCGUUUAUGCACCAACCUUUCUGGGUUAUUAUGAUCUUCGCUUCUAUCAUGAUUAUACCGCUUUGCUAUUAUGUGGGUUUGGCGGUGUGGUUGUGUAAGAAUUCGCUCGAACGACGCCAAUACCUUCUAGGGCUUGCUAUUUUCACGACCUGCGGCCCUUUUAUUAAUAUCUGUGUAACAUUCUAUGCCUGCAUAUAUAUGGAUAAUUUCGGUUGGGGUAAGACGCGCAAGGUCAUCGCUGAGACUGGUGAAGCCGAAGAACCCAACUUUGAGGAACAGCAAGACCGAUUCGAGGAGGCGCUUCACAACACUGAAAAGAUUAUUGGUACUUUGGUACCUGACGAGGAGAACCAGCUUGAUCCUGAGGUCUACAGAACACCAUUCACGGCGCCUACUGGCAGUAGACUCACUCUCGACACGAACACUAGCGAAAGUAUACAGGUCCCUCCCCCCACCCAUAACCCUCAUCAUACUAUCGACACACGCGACUUCAUCUAAGUCGGAACAAAAGUCAUUAUCAUUACAUAAGGAGUUUGGCUUAAUAAAAGUUCUGGCGUCUACGAACCCAAAAAUUUAUUAGAUGCCGCCCGUCUUUCCUUUUGCCUAUUCUUUUUUAUUCAUACGCAUAGGUCACAAUAGACCCUGAGGUACGGAGAUGGCGAGUCGGGGGAGGUAUAUAUUGAUGUAAAAAAAAGUUGGAUAU